Messenger RNA from Drosophila ficusphila, 4652 nucleotides. Its product is annotated as collagen alpha-1(III) chain. The record is from RefSeq and is a predicted model, not a curated record. Lineage: Eukaryota; Metazoa; Arthropoda; Insecta; Diptera; Drosophilidae. Gene Ontology annotation, cellular component: extracellular region. Gene Ontology annotation, molecular function: chitin binding.
UCGAACCAAAAACACAUCCAACGACGACGAUGACAACGAACCGAUCCACCAGACUUCUGGUGUUGCUAGUGUUGACCUCACUGGUGGCCAGCCAUCAGGCGCAUGCCGCCGCCGUCGGACUUCAGUGCGGCGGCAAGAGCGCCGUCUGUGUGGGACCACUGUCCUACCAGCAGUGCGUGGACGACCUGACCUUCGGUCCAGUGGUGCCUUGCCAACUGAACACGCGCUGCGUGACCGACGGUCUCGAGAUCUGUGUGCCGGUUAAGUCGGCCGUCGAGGCUCCAACGGCGGCCGUUGCCAAAAUGGUGACCAUUACCGAUAGUCCCGUCAGUGAGUCCGCUCCGCUGGUGGAUGGCAGCUCCAGCGCUUCCAUCGUAGAGAUCUCCACCGAGGGACCGAGUGCCGCACCCAGCAGCGCUCCCGCGGAGACAUCUGCCCCGGUUGAGACGACCCAGGCAGCGGAAGAAACCACCACACUUCCGGCUGAGACUACAACCGCAAAUAUCGACGAGACCACCACGGGAUCGGAGGCACCUCUGGAGACGGAAUCAACGAUUCCCGGCGAUGAGGUCACCACAGAGACAACAGCCGUGGACACCACCUUAGCACCAGGAUCGGAUAACACAGACUCAACCAUCGAACCCAACACCCCCGUGGCGCCCGAGAGCACCACAACCGCUCCUGGAGAAGAUGUCAAUGCUCCCGCGGGCACUACCCUCGCUCCUGGUGAAGCCGAUCCAAACGCGCCACUUGAUCCCAACACCACCCCGGACCCCAACGCCCCCGAAGAAUCUACUAACGAACCCGGUUUAGUUGACCCCACUGCUCCCGCUGAAACCGAUGCCCCUGGAACCCCUGCUGAUGUUACGACUGCUGCCCCUGGCACUCCUCCCAAUGUUUCGACUGCCGCACCUGGAACUCCCGCUGACGGAUCGUCUGUUGCUCCUGGCUCCCCAGUUGAAAGGCCCACUGCCGCCCCUGGCUCUCCAGUUGAAGGACCCACUGCCGCCCCUGGCUCUCCAGUUGAAGGACCCACUGCCGCUCCUGGUUCUCCAGUUGAAGGAACCACUGCCGCUCCUGGAGCUCCUGCUGGUGGAUCUUCUGCUGCUCCUGGCUCCCCAGUUGAAAGGCCCACUGCCGCUCCUGGCUCUCCAGUUGAAGGACCCACUGCCGCUCCUGGUUCUCCAGUUGAAGGAACCACUGCCGAUCCUGGAGCUCCCGCUGGUGGAUCUUCUCCUGCUCCUGGCUCUCCAGUUGAAGGACCCACUGCCGCUCCUGGCUCUCCAGUUGAAGGAACAACUGCUGCUCCUGGAGCUCCUGCUGGUGGAUCUUCUGCUGCUCCUGGCUCUCCAGUUGAAGGACCCACUGCCGCUCCUGGAGCUCCAGCUGAAGAAAACCCUGCUGCUCCUGGCUCUCCGGCUGAAGGAAACCCUGUUGCUCCUGGAUCUCCAGCUGAAGGAAACCCUGCUGCUCCUGGCUCUCCAGCUGAAGGAAACCCUGCUGCUCCUGGAUCUCCAGCUGAAGGAAACCCUGCUGCUCCUGGCUCUCCGGCUGAAGGAAACCCUGUUGCUCCUGGAUCUCCAGCUGAAGGAAACCCUGCUGCUCCUGGCUCUCCAGCUGAAGGAAACCCUGCUGCCCCUGGAGCUCCUGCUGAAGGAAACCCUGUUGCUCCUGGCUCUCCAGCUGAAGGAAACCCUGCUGCCCCUGGCUCUCCAGCUGAAGGAAACCCUGCUGCUCCUGGUUCUCCAGCUGAAGGAAACCCUGCUGCUCCUGGCUCUCCAGCUGAAGGAAACCCUUCUGCUCCUGGCUCUCCAGCUGAAGGAAACCCUGCUGCUCCUGGCUCUCCUGCUGAAGGAAAUCCUGCUGCUCCUGGAGCUCCUGCUGAUGGAUCGUCUGCUGCUCCUGGCUCUCCAGCUGAAGGAAACCCUGAUGCUCCUGGAGCUCCUGCUGAAGGAAACCCUGCUGCUCCUGGCUCUCCAGCUGAAGGAAACCCUGCUGCUCCUGGUUCUCCAGCUGAAGGAAACCCUGCUGCCCCUGGAGCUCCUGCUGAAGGAAACCCUGUUGCUCCUGGCUCUCCAGCUGAAGGAAACCCUGCUGCCCCUGGCUCUCCCGCUGAAGGAAACCCUGCUGCUCCUGGCUCUCCUGCUGAAGGAAACCCUGCUGCUCCUGGUUCUCCAGCUGAAGGAAACCCUGCUGCCCCUGGCUCUCCAGCUGAAGGAAACCCUGCUGCUCCUGGAUCUCCAGCUGAAGGAAACCCUGCUGCUCCUGGUUCUCCAGCUGAAGGAAACUCUGCUGCUCCUGGAUCUCCAGCUGAAGGAAACCCUGCUGCUCCUGGCUCUCCUGCUGAAGGAAACCCUGCUGUUCCUGGAGCUCCUGCUGAUGGAUCGUCUGCUGCUCCUGGCUCUCCAGCUGAAGGAAACCCUGCUGCUCCUGGAGCUCCUGCUGAAGGAAACCCUGCUGCUCCUGGCUCUCCAGCUGAAGGAAACCCUGCUGCUCCUGGCUCUCCAGCUGAAGGAAACCCUGCUGCUCCUGGCUCUCCUGCUGAAGGAAACCCUGCUGCUCCUGGAGCUCCUGCUGAUGGAUCGUCUGCUGCUCCUGGCUCUCCAGCUGAAGGAAACCCUGCUGUUCCUGGAGCUCCUGCUGAUGGAUCGUCUGCUGCUCCUGGCUCUCCAGCUGAAGGAAACCCUGCUGCUCCUGGAGCUCCUGCUGAAGGAAACCCGGCUGCUCCUGGCUCUCCAGCUGAAGGAAACCCUGCUGCCCCUGGAGCUCCUGCUGAAGGAAACCCUGCUGCUCCUGGCUCUCCACUGAAGGAAACCCCUGCUGCUCCUGGCUCUCCUGCUGAAGGAAAUCCUGCUGCUCCUGGAGCUCCUGCUGAUGGAUCGUCUGCUGCUCCUGGCUCUCCAGCUGAAGGAAACCCUGCUGCUCCUGGAGCUCCUGCUGAAGGAAACCCUGCUGCUCCUGGCUCUCCAGCUGAAGGAAACCCUGCUGCUCCUGGAGCUCCUGCUGAUGGAUCGUCUGCUGCUCCUGGCUCUCCAGCUGAAGGAAACCCUGCUGCUCCUGGAGCUCCUGCUGGAGGAAACCCUGCUGCUCCUGGCUCUCCAGCUGAAGGAAACCCUGCUGCUCCUGGAGCUCCUGCUGAAGGAAACCCUGCUGCUCCUGGCUCUACAGCUGAAGGAAACCCUGCUGCCCCUGGAGCUCCUGCUGAAGGAAACCCCGCUGCUCCUGGCUCUCCAGCUGAAGGAAACCCUGCUGCCCCUGGAGCUCCUUCUGAAGGAAACCCUGCCGCUCCUGGCUCUCCAGCUGAAGGAAACCCUGCUGCUCCUGGCUCUUCUAUUGUUCCCGAUGUGCCUGGUGGUGGUGCUCCUGCUGUACCCGGCGUUCCUGCUGUUCCCGACGUACCCGCAGGUGGUGCUCCUGCAUCUCCCAACGUUCCCGCUGGUGGUGCUCCUGCUGUUCCCAACGUUCCUGCUGGUGGUGCUCCUGGUUCCAAUUCUGGAGCUGGCACUGUUCCAAGUUCUCCGCUCAAUCCACCAACUGGCCCUGUCGUUCCAUCGAUUCCUACACUUCCUGGCGGAGCAGGCUCUUGGCCUUGGCAUGGUCGGCCGAGUGUUCCCAUUCUGCCCCCGAUCUGGAGGCCCCAGCUUCCUGGACAAAACGGCUCAGGUGCUGCGGCUGCUGCUCCGGGCAGUGGUCUGAUUAAUGGCGGUGUCAAUCCACCCCAUCGUCCGUUCUGGCCUAACUGGCAAAACUGGGUGAACAGCUGGCGACCAAAACGGCCAGUUACCAGCACCGAGGCUCCAGUCCAACCGGAAAACCCUCAGCAACCUGAGGAACCCCAACAACCAAGCAUUAAAAAUCCCGAGACUGCCGAGAGCGUAGAACAGGCAGCCCCAGCUCCGCCAGUUGCAGGACCUGCGUCCAACGAGAAUGCCUCUGUUGAGGCCUCCAGUGAGAAGUCCAAGGACAAGCCAAAGUCUGCAGAGGAUCAGUCCAAAGAGCAAAAGAAGCCCAGCUCCGAGGAGAAGAAGGAGAAGGACAGCAAAGAACAGAAGGAGAAGGACAAUAAGGAAAAGAAGGACAAGGACAGCAAAGAGAAGGAGAAGUCGAAGGACUCCAAGGAGGAAAAGGACAAGGAGUCCCAGAAAGAAAACGAAUCCCAGAAGGACAACGAGUCUCAAAAGAACGAGGGCGACGACGAGUUGAGCUCCAGAAAAAAGGAGUACGUGAAGGACCUGAUCAAGAAGCUGAAGAAGGGUGACGAGUGCGACGAGGACGAUGUCUACCCGGAUGUCCGCGACUGCCGCAAAUACUACCGCUGUGAGGUGAAGAAGUCGGGCAAGCACAAGUUCGCCCACCUUCGUUGCGACAAAAAGGAGCGCUUCGACUGGCUCUCCCAGUCCUGUGUGCCCAAGGACGAGGCCCGCUGCCUGGAGAAAUAGGGGAUUACAACUGCGAUUCUGAUGGAAGCUCGCUUCUUCGCCGCUUAACAUCUGCUGCUUCCGUGCAAUAAUAUUACAAUCAACUGUAUUCCUGUACUGGCAAUGAUAUUCUAUCUCAAACUCUGGUCCUACAUAAUUUAUUUCACUAUUUUAAAAACCCUUUAUUUUUUUGUUAUUCACAAUAAAUCUUGAACUUUAUGAAAAUCUGGCAAA